AUGACCCCCGAGCAGAGAGCCAUCGAUCGUGAUCUCCGCAACCGCGCCUACGAACUCAAUCGGGACGAGCACAACGGAGAACGAGUAUUUGUAGUCUACAAAGGUAAAAUUGUAAAAGCAUCUGAAAUUCAGCAUAUGAAAAGUUCUCAACCAAAAAACUGUCGUUGUUCUGGAAAUGAUUGUAAUCCCAUGUCGUCUUUCUUUUCUACGUUCUCUGCCUAUAUACCAAUGUUAGGUCAUCUCCCAGGAAUUCUGCGAAGUACGAUAUAUUUCUUCACUGAAACUUGGCUGAAAAGCCACCAUUUUGUGCCGGCUAUGCUUAGUAAAUGGAUUGAGGAGUAUGCUAUUGUCCGUUGCGAUAGGAGUCGGAGGGCCGGAGGUGGAGUUGCUAUGUUUAUAAGGAAAACCUUGAACUACUCUACUGUAAUAUCUGAAUCUUAUGAAAUUUUAGCCGCGGAUGUCGCUCUUCCUGACCUCUGCGUUAGAAUUGUACUAAUAUAUAGGCCUCCAUCCUGUCCUCCUACUAGUAACGAGCAACUAGGAAAAGUAAUCGGCUGCGGUAUGAAUUUGACUGGGUACAAUGGAAUAACUGCAGAGAUAUCCCUCAUUCACUCUUUGAUACUUUUGCAACUCACGGAUUCAAACAAUAUGACGAUCAGCCUACUAGAGUCACCAAUCAUCGGCUUAAGCGACCAUUGCUGUGUUUCCUUUAGUGUUUCGGGACGUAUCGUUCCUUGCGCCCCUGUUUUCAGAAGAUUUUUUUCCAAGUGUAACUACUCCCUGAUCAGUAAUUACCUAUUCAAUAUUCAAUGGAUUCCAUCCUUUGAAUUGGUUCCCACUGUUGAUGAAAAGUACGCGAUGUUCAUCGCUAUUUUGAGACAUACUAUAGAUCUGUUUGUUCCUCUACACACUCAUCCCGACCAGAGACAAUCUCUCGCGCUAUCUACGGAAUAUGAUGGACCACAAGGAUUUCUACAGUACGCUAAGCGGAGCGGUGACUGGACUGAAUACAAAGCUUUUUCGGCCAAAUUUUCUGAAAAACUCAUCAAAUACAAUAGAAACUUCGUAGCAAAUCACUGCUUACAGGAUUUGAAACUGGAUGGUAGACUCCUGGUAAAUGAUCUUGAAAAGGCUAAUGCCUUGGCCUUAGAAUUUGACAAAGUGUUUCAAAAAGACAACAACAGUUUUCCUCCAUUUUCGCCCCAUAUUGCAAACCAUAUGCUCACAUUUCCCUACUUCGAUGCGAACGAUAUUUACGAGCUUUUGAGAAAGUGUCCCUGCUCUUCGUCAAUUACCCUGGACCAAGUUCCCUUCGAGUUCAUCAAGAAUGUUGCCCACGCUAUUGCAUUUCCCUUGUCGUACCUAUUCAAUCAGUCCAUUAUGUUCUCGCAAGUGCCUAGUUUGUGGAACACUCCUAAUCUCACGUAUCUUAAAAAC
Messenger RNA from Ostertagia ostertagi, 1437 nucleotides. NCBI's taxonomy places the organism in Eukaryota, Metazoa, Nematoda, Chromadorea, Rhabditida, Trichostrongylidae. The record is from the annotation of a GenBank genome assembly.